AAUAAUUCAGUUGUUACUAACUACUGCGCGGGGCAGGUUUCGGAACGCGCGUUCCAAUUUCGAAUCGGAUCAAAUUUGGCGUGAGUGAGUGGACUCUGUUGUGAAGUGGUUUUUAAUCUGUGCAAUCGGUUUUUUUCUUUUGUUUUUGUGAGACGUACCAUGUAACGAGCCGUCAUGUCAUCCCAGAUAUUACCCCACCCGAUGUACCGCCGCGACUCCUCCGACCAAGACCGCCCUUUAGAAAUCGACCAUGAUGGCGACCAUAGCCGCUCAAGCAGCCCUAAAAACAUGAAGUAUUACAAACAGUUGGACGAAGACAAAACUAUACUGAACCAAGGCAAGAAAUCCUUUUGCAUUGACGCGUUACUGUCAAGGCAUAUCGAGCCAGAGACGACUCUGCAAGACAGAAUGGCGCAGCAGAAGUAUUUAGCGUUAAUCCAGAACAAAAACUACAUAAACAGAUUUGAAAACUACGACGCUCAGAUAGAACAGAAUACUAUAGACAAGUUUCAAGGGCAGAGCUUUGAGCAGAGAGCAGAGAGUCCCAGGAGUGGACAGAGCAGUCCCAGGAGUGGGAGCCCAGUGUCUGAGGAUGGGAAUCGGUCGGGGAGUUACAGUCCGCCUAUUUCCCCGGGAGUGGAGGGAGGGAAUGAGGAGUAUGAGAGCUAUAGGCCUGGAGCCCCGCACGCGCUCCUCGGCAAGACGCGGCGCCCGCGCACUGCGUUCACGUCGCAACAGCUGCUGGAGCUGGAGAAGCAGUUCAGGAUGAACAAGUACCUGUCGAGGCCGAAGAGGUUCGAAGUGGCUACCAGCUUGAUGCUCACUGAGACUCAGGUAAAAAUAUGGUUCCAAAACCGCAGAAUGAAGUGGAAACGCUCAAAAAAGGCUCAGCAAGACUCCAAAAAGGAUUCGCACUCCCACAACGAAGAAAAGAGCAAACCAAAAGAACCUCUACCUCCGCCGGAGCCUGAAAAACCUCCGCAGAACAUGGCCGCCGAUUUGACAGCUGUCAAACCUCCCGCCAUGUUGGACAGGGAAAGAAUCAUCGCGUUGGAGCGAGAGAGGGCAAUGGCGGCAGCUAAUUUUAAUUCUAAUUUGGAAAACAACAGGCGAGGGAUGGUUGUGAUGAGCCAAGAUGGCGGACGGCCCGGCAUGGACAUGUUUAGGCCGUACGUGGUAUGAAAGUAAAGGUUUUAUUAGAUUGUAAUUUAUUUUUGUUGUUGUAAAUAUUAUACGAUGGUAUACCUACCUCGGGUUACACCAUCCUUACUUUAACCAUAACAAACGUCAAAUAAAACACCGGUUAAAGUCAUAGUACGGUUGAAGUUAAGGUGGUGCAACGCAGUGUUCGCUGGGUUAAUGUGAGAAAAUAUUUAUUUCUAAAUUAAAUAAUACCGAAAUCAAUCCGGUUCUUGGUAAAAGAUGAAGCCCGUAUUCACAAAUGAUGCCUGCUUAUGUGAUGCAAGAAAUCGAGCUCUGUGAUUGGUUC
Ostrinia furnacalis (Asian corn borer) is the source of this 1489-nucleotide messenger RNA. RefSeq names its product homeobox protein Hox-D4a. The record is from RefSeq and is a predicted model, not a curated record. NCBI's taxonomy places the organism in Eukaryota, Metazoa, Arthropoda, Insecta, Lepidoptera, Crambidae. The transcript has 4 exons. Gene Ontology annotation, cellular component: nucleus. Gene Ontology annotation, molecular function: DNA-binding transcription factor activity, RNA polymerase II-specific; sequence-specific double-stranded DNA binding. The coding region runs from base 175 to 1182 and encodes 335 amino acids. Gene Ontology annotation, biological process: neuron projection morphogenesis; spinal cord motor neuron cell fate specification; central nervous system development.